UGCACAAACGCAGCACGCAUACACGGCAGCCAUUUUGAAAGACUUGAAUGUGCCGAAUUUCCCGUCAAAAUUCUUCACCAUAUCGCCCAAAAAUUUAAAACAAUCCUUACGCCAAUGUUGACCGUCAAGUAAUGUACGAGGGCAAGCAUAUUCACUUCUCAGAGAUUGAUCACAAACCACUGUGCUCGUACAGUGCCAAAGUCUGCAAACAGCGACGCCUCAAUGGCUAUGCUUUCUGCAUCCGUCACGUUCUGGAGGACAAGACUGCCCCCUUCCGACAGUGUGAAUUUGUGGCAAAGUAUAACCGACAACGCUGCACAAACCCCAUCCCAGCUAGUGAAGACCGCAAGUUCUGUCUCAGCCACUUACAAGUCCUGGGUCUCGUCCCAAGAAAGGAGAAGAGGUGCAAACCAGGAGACCCGUCCAAUGAUCAACAUGUAGCGGCAGAGGAACACACGAUUGAGUCACACGUUGACAAACUCAAACCCCCUAAGGAAAAGAAGAAGAAAGACAAACACAAACGUAAGCAUGAGAAGCACAAGAACAAAUCCAAGAAAUCCGAUGUUCAGAACCACUCGGCAGUGGGCAGUCAUGCGUUGAGUAGAAACUCUUUGGAGCUCCUUUUGAGAGCGUCACACAGUGGGUCGUUAGAAUCCACGAUACUUCCCCACUCUGCCACCGCGAAUGAUGGCUUGGACAAUGAUUUCGUCGCGGAGAAACCCAGGAAGAAGUCACGCUCACGGCAGUCGUCACUUCAGGAUCGGAUGCGGGAUAAGCUCGAAAAGAACAAGGUGCGCUUAAAACUGCAGCGAGAUCAAGAACUGCAGGCUAGGUUACAGCAGGUGACCAAGUCGUCGCAGUCACCAAGUCAACGCACUACCUCGCCAGCCUCAUCCCUAGGUGCACCGUCCUCGAGUCUUUCCCAGCCACCACUGUUUGCGGACUUAAGUGACCACCUCCCAACAAUGCCGCCGCAUGUAACACAUUCCAAAGCCAAGGUGGACACAGGUCCCAACUUGCCCUUUGCCGUGACCAACCUCCCACCAUUAAGUGCCUCUGUAGUUCAAGCCCAAACUAAGAAACCAAGGACGUUAUUCACAAAGAAGCUAGGACUUAAAUCAUUGGAUAGUCUCCGUGACAUUUAUCAGGCGGAAGAAGAAAAGAAACUGGACCUGUUCUCAUUAGGCUUAGAAUAUUCCUCUGAUGAAGAUGAAGAUGAAAGGCAGUCUCCCCAUAGAUACACUCCCAGAUUCACUGAUUAUUGUAGUAGCAGUAGCAGUUCAUCGGGACCUUCAAGGAAAAAUCGUGUGGAUGAGCUAAGUUCCCGUUUGAGGAGUCACUGUGCCUGUGUGCUGCAAUCUGACCGCUGUCAACGAACGAAGAGGCUUAAGUCCAAGAGGCUCUGUCUUGCGCUCAUCAAGGCGGCUAGGGAGCAUUCAUUUGGUGCUGUGGUGUCUAUUCUUGGGUUAAAUAGGCAACCCUUGACAAGACCCAAGGUGGAGCUUCCUCCGGACAGAACUUGUGCCAGCAAGGAAGAAAGUGGAGAUGCGUGCCAGGAGGAGGCAGUGCCGUACUCAAGCCGUUGCUAUAGACACAUUCUUGAGGACGAGCACCAAGAACUCUUCCAUCAAUGCUCGGCAGAGUUCCCAGGGGGAUUCCGUUGCAUUGAGCCUGCCUUUGAUAUGCAGAAUGACGACCCAUUAUGUCUGGAGCAUUGCAAGAGAAUGAGAUUACAGCCAAAGCAGAAAAAGCCCCGCAAAAAGACGAAACCCUCGGCGCUGACAAGACCCAACAAGAAGAAGAAAACAAGGAGAAACGUCAGACCUCAGAAGCCAAUACCUCCAGCCUUCCCGCAGAGGAACAGCGGUAUGCCACCAUCAUUCAGUUUAGACAUGCCUCGCCUUAGCCUCCCAGCAGACGACAUGGAUCCUGGCGACAUAAACCUUGACCUUGGCAUAGACACCUCUGACCUCCGCAUGACCUCCGAUGCAGAUAAUUCUGAUUUGAACUCGGAGGGCAACGGCAGUGAUCUAUCGGAGAUUCUUCCAAAGUUACAAAUGGAUAUGCCGGAGCUAUCCCUGUUUGAGUCGGACGACUUCACAAAGUUUGUCAAAGAACACGAAGAAGCUGACAAGAAUGGAGACGGUGACUACAUGCCCAUCCCUAUGCCCACCAGAGAAGAGCAGGAGGCUCUUGAAAGAGCCUUCUUGGAGGUGUCCAACUCAGUUCAAGAAUCCCUUGACCAGUUGUCCAAACAGUCCAUGGACCAACACUUGUCCACCAACAGCUCCAUGUUUGAUGAGCAGAACAACAGUGGAGAUUCCGGAGAUCAAGAUGGUGCUGACGGUCUACCCCGGGACCUGCAGUCGGCCGCAAACCGACUGUUGCAGGACACCAUGAGACAGAACACAGUGGACGCGAUGACUGGGUCGCUACACCACUCUGCAAACCUUGCCAACAGUGUGUCCACCAGUAACUUGUCUGUAACGCAAGCAUCUGGACCACUGCAUGUUAUGACCAGCGUAGCCGGACAGACUGCGUUUCAUGAUAACGGUGGACAUUUUAACGCAGUGGCAGGUCUGAUGGGGCAGAAUGCUUUGCCAGUGCCCCAGCUGCACGGCCAGUCGUUAGAGUCAUUGAGAAUGCAAACACCAGUCUUGAUGGGGAACGGAAUGGUCCAGAUGAAUAGUGCAAUGUUGAAUCUACAGAGACAUAUGGCUAAUUCACCACAGCAGUCGCCCCACAGCAACCAGAUGUCCCCACAUCAUGUACUCGCCCAGCACAGUCCCCAAAUUAGCAGCGCCAUGCUGCAGCAGCCGAGAACUAUAUCAGGGCAACCUAGCCCAAUGCACAGUCCAGUCAUCACUCUAACCUCUGCCAACAGUCAACAUAUGGCACUCCCCAGCUUCCGACAGACGUGGAGUGUGGCGCCCUCGCCCACGGCGCUCAUUCUUAACAAUAGCAAUCUGCUGAGUAUGAUGAAUCAGAACAGUCCGGACUCCACCCCGAGCCACACCCCAGUCCACACCCCAGCGUUGUAUCCACCGAUGACAUUUCCCCAGAAGCUAGGCUUCCCGCUGGGCACCAAUGAUCCUGUGUUGGCCAAAACCCUGGGGGUCGUGUUCAACUCAAACAACUCGGCCGUGGUCAGUUCUGCUGGUCAGAAUCACCUGAACUAUAUGAAUGUUACGCCGACCCAAGUCAGCACAGUUACCACUCCCUCAUCGAACACAACUUCAACAAAAGCAGGUUCUCAGACGUGAAACAUACCAUUAAAAUCCUGCAUUGUAUUUUAGCCGGCAGAACAUCAGACUAAAUGGUGUUUGCUCGGAUGAACUUGGUUUGCAGUUCCUGUAUUCUAGUAGGUUUGUUUUUUCCAUGCAACCAGAACUCGUUUCAAAAUUUUGCAUAGCUUUGAGAUGAAUAUGCAUACCUAGAUAUGAAUAUGCAUCAGACGUCUGUAUAUUUUUUAAAGAAAUAUCCAAGAGCAGCUAUACAGCUCCUCUGCUGGUGAAUUUUUGUUUUGAGUCCUCUCCUUUAAAAAGUGACAUGGAAUCUUAUGAGAUGGGUUUUCUUAACUUGAGUACAAUGGUCAUUAAAAUGUUACACCUACAUGUAUUUCCUGAAAAUAACAGUUGUAGUUUCUACUUUUAUAUAGUUUUUUUUUUAA
Asterias rubens (European starfish) is the source of this 3670-nucleotide messenger RNA. RefSeq names its product INO80 complex subunit D-like. Gene Ontology annotation, cellular component: nucleus. The transcript is spliced from 10 exons. Bases 132 to 3263 code for a protein of 1043 amino acids. The record is from RefSeq and is a predicted model, not a curated record. NCBI's taxonomy places the organism in Eukaryota, Metazoa, Echinodermata, Asteroidea, Forcipulatida, Asteriidae.